UAUGAAUAUAAACAAAUAAAAGAAGACAAUAAAUACUCCACCUUAAUUAAUUGGAGGAGCACCUUUUUAUUUAGGUCCUCAUCAUCCUCCUCUACCUGCUGCUAAAACUUUACAUUAUCCCUUACCUAAUGAUCGUCAUCUUAAACCAAAGUAUAUUCAACAUUUAAAUUAGAUUAUUAAAUAUACAUAUCGAAUAGAGUGCUCCAAUGAUAGUUUUCAGUGAUUUGGGUGUAGGAAUAGAAGACAUGGGAUGGGGAGGUUGGAAAGCUGAGGAAGGUGAAUUGGAUCCAUGGGAUGAAGCUUUAUUAAAUGAUGAUGUAAAGAAAUUAGAAGAGUUAGACAAAUAAUCUUAACGAUAAGUAUGAU
This is a messenger RNA of Paramecium pentaurelia, 366 nucleotides long. Lineage: Eukaryota; Ciliophora; Oligohymenophorea; Peniculida; Parameciidae. The record is from the annotation of a GenBank genome assembly.